Molecule: messenger RNA, 1507 nt
Organism: Bufo gargarizans (Asiatic toad)
Lineage: Eukaryota; Metazoa; Chordata; Amphibia; Anura; Bufonidae
Gene: SPRED3
Product: sprouty related EVH1 domain containing 3
Exons: 6
Coding region: 1-1293 (430 amino acids)
Biological process (GO): negative regulation of MAPK cascade; multicellular organism development
Cellular component (GO): membrane
Molecular function (GO): protein kinase binding
Source: RefSeq, a predicted model, not a curated record
AUGGACUACACCAAAGGACACAUGGAGGUAAGUUACAUCGUGAGAGUCCGCGCAGUGGUGAUGUCCAGAGACGACUCUAGUGGGGGCUGGGUGCCUAUGGGAGGAGGAGGUCUCAGUCACGUAAUGAUUUGCAAGGUGCGACGACCAGACACCUCUCACCAACGAGACUACCUUAUCCGUGGGGAAAGGCUGAGAGAUCAGACAACCAUCCUAGAGUGCGUCCUGAAGAAGGGUCUAGUCUACAAUAAAGCCAAUCCCAUCUUCCAUCACUGGAAAGUAGAAGAGAACAAGUUCGGCCUGACCUUCCAGAGCCCAGCGGAUGCAGUCACAUUUGAGAGGAGUGUGCAGGCUGCUAUGGAGGAACUGGUGGAAGGGUCUUUGUCACAUUCAACUUCCUCAUCAUCAUCCUCAUCUUCUCGAGAAGAAGCUCAAGCUCUGGAGGAUGUCAUGCCACUUCAUACAGAUAGUGAAUCAUCUUCUAACAGCCGAAAGGAAAUGUUACCAAAACACAUCACCAUCAUCACCAGUGAGUCGUCUUCUAGCUGCUACGUGAGAUCUCCUGUUUCUGAAGAAUUUGGGUUUACCACUGGUCCAUCAGUCAGUCCAACCACCCAGUCACAGCCUUUAAAGCGUCUGUCCUUCCAUGACGAAGAAGAACUUGAGAGCAUCAACCCAUGCAAAGAUCUUUGGGUAUCAAAGGGAUAUGAAGACUAUCGCCGUGCAGCCCUACAGCAGCCUGAACAGCCCAAGUCCGAUCUGAGAGUCCACUUCCAAAAAGCCACCGGGGGCAAAGCCAAGGACAGGCAUUUUCCAGGAGCUGUGGCCUCAACUACAUCAGAAAGUGAGGGUCAGCUAAAGGACCCCAGGGCCUCCCCUUCUUGUAGGAUUCAUGGCACCCCUUCUCCCAAGUCUAAGGAACACUCUCAUAUGUCUGGGGAGGAGGACACAGCUACCGCCCGUUGCGUCUAUUGCAGGGACGUAUUUAGCAGUGAAGAGAACGGCAGAGGGCAGUGCCAGGACGCUCCAGACCCCAUAGGGCGUUGUGUCUACCAACUUUCCUGCAUGUGGUGUGCUGAGAGCUUACUAUACCACUGCAUGUCAGACUCAGAGGGCGAGUAUUCGGACCCCUGCUCCUGCGACCCGGGGCACCCCCAUUUCUGUAUACGCUGGGCUGCCCUGGUGGCCUUGUCUCUUGUGGUCCCCUGCAUGUGCUGCUACCUCCCAUUACGGGCGUGCCACUGGUGCGGGGAACACUGUGGCUGUUGCGGGGGGAAGCAUAAAGCGGUGCGGUGAGAGGACCAGAACAGGGUCCAAGGAGGAAAGUUUAAUGUUCAGUUUUCAGCCUCCUGAGAGCCAGCAUAUUUACAUGGCAGGAUCUGCGCCAAUCUUUGUGAGUGAGCGGGCACGUAAUACAACUGGCCCGGGAGAUAUGUGUAUUUCAGAUAUGGCUGCAGAGGCAACGACCUACCAAAAAGAGGCAGGAGGAUAAUUUGAUGACGAACAGGUG